Rhododendron vialii is the source of this 2720-nucleotide messenger RNA. Its product is annotated as phosphate transporter PHO1 homolog 3-like. The transcript is spliced from 13 exons. NCBI's taxonomy places the organism in Eukaryota, Viridiplantae, Streptophyta, Magnoliopsida, Ericales, Ericaceae. Gene Ontology annotation, molecular function: inositol hexakisphosphate binding. Gene Ontology annotation, biological process: cellular response to phosphate starvation; phosphate ion transport. Gene Ontology annotation, cellular component: Golgi apparatus; trans-Golgi network; plasma membrane. The record is from RefSeq and is a predicted model, not a curated record. The coding region runs from base 109 to 2487 and encodes 792 amino acids.
CAUAUAUACCAGGUGCCUCUUCUAUAAAUUCCUUAAACCAUUCCCUCACCAAUCACAUUAGUCUCCUAACUGUUAUUAGACCACUGAACUGAACUCCUUACCAAAAACAUGAAGUUUGGUAAGGAAUUUGUAUCACAAAUGGUGCCGGAAUGGAAAGAAGCAUACAUGGACUACGAUUACCUGAAAACCCUCUUGAAAGAAAUCCAAAGAUUCAAGCAGAGAACCGGACUACAAACAGUCCCGCCUAGAUUGGGCCGAAGGCAAACGCUGUACAGGGCUUUCAGUGGCCUGACAAGAAGAAGCUACACCCCCCUGAGCCCGCCGCGCGCGUCCGACGUCGAAAACCAAGUCAUUCUGGUGAAUUCCAGCAGCAGCCAAGGGGGCAGGUUCGAGACCAUGUUUCUCAUGGCGGCGGACGAGGGGGGAGAGUACGAGCUGGUCUACUUCAAGAGGCUGGAUGACGAGUUCAACAAGGUCCUUGAUUUCUACAAGUCUAAAGUUGGAGAGGUGAUGGAGGAAGCGGCUGUGCUGGACAAGCAGAUGGAUGCCUUGAUUGCUUUCAGGGUGAAGGUGGAGCGUCCGGAUCAGGAGGGGUGGUUUUUCGAUCGCGAGGCCGAGAUGAGGAGUCUGGCCUCUGGAGUUGCUGCUUCUGCUGCUGCAUUGUCUGCUUCCACUCCACGCGGAGCUAGAGGAAAAGCUCCCAUGGUUGCAAUAGAUGAAGAUGGGCCUAGCAGCCAGGGCCCGUCGGAUGACUCAAGUGACGAUAAAAGUGAAAAAGAAUCAAAAACAUUGAUUCAGAUGGCCAAACAGGAGAUACCGAAUAACAUAAGGGCAAUCAGACCGGCUCCACUGGAAAUACUCAACCGUGUGAAAAUGAACAACACCGCUGAGACUCCUCGUUCCACCAUAAAAGGAUUCCUCAGUAUUCCCAGGCAGGAAGAAAUUAAGUUCAACAGGGAUAAUCUCAAGAAAGUCGAAGAACAACUCAAGCGCGCUUUCGUUGAGUUUUAUCACAAGCUUCUCCUUCUUAAGAAUUUCAGCUUCUUGAAUAUACUCGCGUUCUCAAAAAUCAUGAAGAAAUAUGAUAAGAUUACUUCGAGAAAAGCAUCAAAAGCUUACUUGAAGAUGGUGGAGAAAUCCUUCCUUGACAGCUCUGAUGGGGUUACAAAGCUUAUGGACAGGGUUGAAGCCACAUUCAUCAAGCAUUUUUCAAACUCAAACCGCAGAAAAGGGAUGAGCAGCUUAAGGCCUAGAGUAAAGAAAGAAAGGCACAGGGUAACAUUUUCUUUGGGUUUCUUGUUUGGCUGCACAGUGGCCCUCUUACUUGCCCUUGUUCUGAUUAUGCGUGCACGCGAUCUCCUAAAUCACACAGGUCGGGAUCAAUACAUGAGAAAUAUGUUGCCCCUUUAUAGCUUGUUUGGAUACAUUACUCUCCACAUGGUUAUGUACGCGGCAAAUAUAUACUUCUGGAGGAGGUACAGAGUCAAUUACCCAUUUAUAUUCGGUUUCAAGGAGGGAACUGAAUUGGGGUACCGAGAAGUUCUCCUCCUAAGCUGUUGUGUUGCAGUGCUAUCAACAGCAGCUGGUCUCGCGAACCUUGACAUGGAAAUGGACCCUAAAACUCAGGAUUACAAAGCAAUCACUGAGCUUGUACCUCUGGGGCUUUUAGUGCUACUUCUUGUCAUAUUGCUUUGCCCGUUGAAUAUCAUUUAUCGAUCAAGUCGAUUCUUCUUGCUCGGUUGUUUGUUUCACUGUUUAUGCGCCCCACUCUACAAGGUGACACUUCCUGAUUUUUUUCUAGCAGAUCAACUAACAAGCCAGGUGCAAGCAUUAAGGAGUCUAGAGUUUUACAUUUGCUACUAUGGAUGGGGAGACUACAAGAAAAGACUUAAUACUUGCCAAGACAAUGAUGUUUACAAGGCCUUCUUUUUCAUUGUUGCUGCAGUUCCGUACUGGAUUCGCCUCCUCCAGUGCCUCCGACGCCUAUACAAAGAGAGAGUUCCAAGGCAAGGAUUCAAUGGGCUGAAAUACUUGUCAGCAAUAGUAGCUGUUUGUAUGAGAACUGCUUACACUCUCAACAGAGGAAGUCGCUGGAACCUGUUAGCUUGGAUUGCCUCAGUUAUUGCAGUAAUCUUCGGUACCUACUGGGACCUUGUCGUAGACUGGGGGCUUUUCCAAAAGAAUUCAAAGAACCGAUGGUUGAGAGACAAGCUUCUUGUCCCACAUAAAAGCGUAUACUUUGCUGCCAUGGUUUUGAACAUGUUGCUGAGGUUAGUUUGGAUGCAAACGGUGCUAAACUUCAGCGUUCCAUUCUUACAUAUACAAACUCUAACCGCACUUGUUGCAGUUCUAGAGAUCAUUCGUCGUGGAAUUUGGAAUUUCUUCAGGUUGGAGAAUGAACAUCUGAAUAAUGUGGGCAAAUACCGUGCGUUCAAAACUGUACCGCUACCUUUUAACUAUGAUGAAGAUGGAGGCAAAGAUGAAUGAAAUGAGAAUUUUGAAAGCUUCAGAUUAACUCUCACUUUUUUUUAACAGAUUCUUUUUUUUGUUUGCUCGAGUGAUCAGUGCUCCGGAAUUCUUAGUCUGGAACAAUGACGGAAGGGGUAGAAAAUUUCGAAUAACAUUUUUGUAAACUCUAUCAAGCCGUGCACUUUGCCAAAUAUACUUUGUAUGUACAUUUACGAACUGUGAAAUGUAUCUAAUGUUCUGAUUGCGUGAUA